Messenger RNA from Rhincodon typus (whale shark), 764 nucleotides. RefSeq names its product tetratricopeptide repeat protein 9B-like. The record is from RefSeq and is a predicted model, not a curated record. Gene Ontology annotation, molecular function: protein binding. NCBI's taxonomy places the organism in Eukaryota, Metazoa, Chordata, Chondrichthyes, Orectolobiformes, Rhincodontidae. The transcript has a single exon. The annotation marks the transcript as partial.
CCUGAGGCGCGCUGUUGCAAAUGUGCAAACGGUUCGAGCCCUGGCUCCCUCGGUUGUGGCGACUCGGGUUGCGCUUGGGAAAGUGGGGUUAAAAAAAAGCCUGUGUUUCGAAAGGGUUAAUGGGAGAGAAACGGGUGCCGCUGUAGUGAGCCGGUCCGCCCGCCGCUGCGCGCUGUGAGCUGUCCAUGGUGCUGAAGGACAGCUCCCCUUUCAGGAAUCUCGCCAGUUGCUGGGGGUUAACUCACACGGACAAACGCCCUCAUUUAUGCACAGCAAACUGCUCCAGACCAUCAAGAGGCGACAGGUUUCGGAUCUGGUGAGAAAUGGUCUGCCUGUAGGAGAGAUGGAAGCCAAACAUCCCCUGAAAACGCAGAGCAUCAGCCUAGGGGGAAUAUCGAAGAAGCAGCCCGGGACGGGGGCGAGGGCAGUCGGCCAGCCUUCAGCCAGCAUCCGGGACCCAGGGAAGGCAGCAGUGGAAGUCAGGAACCCGCCGGCUCAGCACAGGGACGGGGAAGCGGAAAGCACCUACAAGAUCCAGAAGGCGGUGAGCUUCAAGACCGAGGGGAACCAGUGUUACAGAGAGAAGAAAUUCCGGGAGGCGAUCGGGAAGUAUCACCGGGCUCUGCUGCAACUCAAAGGGAUCCGGAUCAGCGAGGCUGCGGCUGCAGAAGUGAAUGCAUUGAGCAAAACACACAUCAGACUCACCGAGGAACAGAAACGACUGAUCGAAAACACCGAAAUCGAUUGUUACGAUAGUUUGGCUG